CCAGCUUGAGUGGAGCGAAUGCGCACGCGCCAAUUGCGCCUGCGAGGAAGAAGUCACGUGGCAGCCGGAAAGCGUGGCGGCUGCUGCUAGAGCCUUUCCCUUUACCGCACCCAAGGAGCUGGAGCGACAACAACGACGUCGUUUCCGUUUCCACCACCUCUUCCUGUUCCCGUCCUCGAGGACGCCGUGCCGGGCCAGUGUUAGCCUCCAUCCCUGGUUGUGGAAGGCGACAGAAGUCAUGGCGAUGUUUGAGCAGAUGAGAGCCAACGUGGGCAAGUUGCUCAAGGGUAUCGACAGGUACAAUCCUGAGAACCUGGCCACCCUGGAGCGCUAUGUAGAGACGCAGGCCAAGGAAAAUGCCUAUGAUCUGGAAGCCAACCUGGCUGUCCUGAAGCUGUACCAGUUCAACCCAGCCUUCUUUCAGACCACGGUCACUGCCCAGAUCCUGCUGAAGGCCCUCACCAACUUGCCGCACACAGACUUCACCCUGUGCAAGUGCAUGAUCGACCAGGCACAUCAAGAAGAACGGCCAAUCCGACAGAUUUUGUACCUCGGGGACCUGCUGGAGACCUGCCAUUUCCAGGCCUUCUGGCAAGCCCUGGAUGAAAACAUGGACCUCUUGGAAGGUAUAACUGGCUUUGAAGACUCUGUCCGAAAGUUUAUCUGCCAUGUUGUGGGUAUCACUUACCAGCACAUUGACCGCUGGCUGCUGGCCGAGAUGCUCGGGGAUCUGUCGGACAGCCAGCUAAAGGUGUGGAUGAGCAAAUACGGCUGGAGUGCCGACGAGUCGGGGCAGAUCUUCAUCUGUAGCCAAGAAGAGAGCAUUAAACCCAAGAACAUUGUGGAGAAGAUUGACUUUGACAGUGUGUCCAGCAUCAUGGCCUCCUCCCAGUAACUUCAGGUGUUUAAUAAAGAUGUGUUGACUCAGC
This is a messenger RNA of Pan troglodytes (chimpanzee), 929 nucleotides long. RefSeq names its product eukaryotic translation initiation factor 3 subunit K (gene EIF3K). The coding region runs from base 239 to 895 and encodes 218 amino acids. Gene Ontology annotation, molecular function: ribosome binding; translation initiation factor activity. The transcript has 8 exons. Gene Ontology annotation, cellular component: cytoplasm; eukaryotic translation initiation factor 3 complex. Gene Ontology annotation, biological process: regulation of translational initiation. The record is from RefSeq and is a predicted model, not a curated record. NCBI's taxonomy places the organism in Eukaryota, Metazoa, Chordata, Mammalia, Primates, Hominidae.